CGGUAAAACACGUGACUGCCAACACGUACUUCCGCUAGACACGCCCCUCCGCGGACUCCCGUCCCUUACGCCCCCCCUCGAGGAACCAGACGCGUCCGACGGCCUGAAGGGACGAGCUUUAAUCCUGCAUCAUGUCUCAGAAAGGAACCCGAGGAACGGAGGUUCUGAUGGAGGCCUCCAUCAUCCGCAUCCCCCCCCACCACUACAUCCAUGUGUUGGACCAGAACACCAACAUCGCCCGGGUGGAGAUCGGGCCACUCACCUACAUCCGGCAGGACAACGAGAGAGUCCUGUUCCCUCCGGUCCGGAUGAUCAUGGUUCCGCCUCGUCACUACUGCGUGGUCAUCAACCCGGUUGCCCGUGGCGAUGACGAGCAGGUCCGUUUCGACCAAUCGGGUCAGGCUAAGCUUCGCCACGCCGACCUGGAGAUCCGCCUGACCCAGGACCCGUUCCCCCUGUACCCAGGGGAGGAGAUCCAGCAGGACGUGACUCCUCUGCAGACCGUGUAUCCCGACACGGCGCUGCGUCUCCAGGCUCUGCUGGACUUUGAGGAGGUGGGAGGAGUCAAGAGGGUGGCCGGAGAUGAGUGGCUGUUUGAGGGACCAGGGACCUACAUCCCCAGGAAGGAGGUGGCCGUGCUGGAGACCAUCAAGGCCACGGUGAUCCGGGAGAACCAGGCCAUCAGACUGAGGGCUCGCAAGGAGGGGGUGGACCGAGAGGGGGUCCACCGGGUCACAGGUGAGGAGUGGCUGGUCAGUAAGGUGGGCGCCUACCUCCCAGGAGCCCACGAAGAAGUCCUCGACAUUGUGAACGCCUUCAUCUUGACGGACAAGAAAGCGCUCCACGUUCGUGCCCUGCGCUCCUUCAAAGACGCCGGCGGGCGGGACCGGCGCACGGGGGAGGAGUGGCUUGUCACCAUGGCGGAGCGGGAGGCCCACAUCCCGGCGGUGGCGGAGGAGGUGGUGGGGGUGGUGGAGGUGACCACGCUGAGCAGCCGGCAGUACUGCGUCAUCCUGGACCCAGUCGGCGCCGAUGGGAAACCUCAACUGGGUCAGAAGAGGGUGGUGAAGGGCGAGCGCUCGUUUUUCCUGCAGCCAGGCGAGCGCCUUGGAAGCGGCAUCCAGGACGUGUACGUGCUGUCGGAGGAGGAGGGUCUGGUGCUGAGAGCCGUGGAGGCGUUCAAUGACACCGAGCAGCAAGAGGAAGACGAAGAGGAGGAGGAGGAAGAGGAGCGUGAGAGGGCAAAGCGCUUGCAGAGAGGCGGCGUCCUCCGUCGCCCCGGCGACCGCUGGAUGCUGCGCGGUCCCCUCGAGUACGUCCCCCCCGCCGCAGUGGAGGUGGUGCUGAGACGACAAGCAAUCCCAUUGGACGAGAACGAAGGCAUCUACGUCAGGGACAUCAAGACGGGGAAGGUGCGCGCGGUCAUCGGUCACACCUAUAUGCUGACCCAGGACGAGGAGCUGUGGUCCAAGGAGCUCCCCCCCAACGUGGAGGCCCUGCUGGCUUCCAACCUGGACCCGCUGGCUGACCGCUCCGACCGCACCAGAACCGGACAGGGCCUCCCGAGGGACAAGACCAGGGUGGUCUCCUACCGGGUCCCCCACAACGCCGCCGUGCAGGUGUACGACUACAGGGAGAAGAAGGCUAGGGUGCUGUUUGGACCGGAGAUGGUGAUGUUGGGACCUGACGAGCAGUUCACCAUGCUGUCGCUCUCUGGGGACAAACCUAAAAGGGCCAAUGUCAUCAAGGCCAUCUGCCUUCUGCUGGGGCCCGACUUCUUCACUGAUGUCAUCACCAUCGAGACCGCCGACCACGCCCGCCUCCAGCUGCAGCUUUCCUACAACUGGCACUUUGACGUGAAGUUUCCGGUGAGCUCGGCCGAUGCAGCGGCUCUGUUUUCAGUCCCUGACUUCGUGGGAGAUUCCUGCAAAGCCAUCGCCUCCCGAGUUCGAGGAGCCGUGGCCUCUGUGCAGUUUGAUGAUUUCCACAAGAACUCCAACCGGAUCAUCUGCUCGGCCGUGUUUGGCUUCGAUGACAAGCUGGCGGUUCGUCCCAACCUUCGUUUCAGCCAGAACAACCUGAUGAUCAGCAGCGUGGACAUCCAGUCUGUGGAGCCCGUGGACCAGAGGACCCGGGACGCCCUGCAGAAGAGCGUGCAGCUGGCCAUCGAGAUCACCACCAACUCCCAGGAGGCCGCUGCCCGCCACGAGGCGGAGCGCCUGGAGCAGGAGGCCCGGGGGAAGCUGGAGAGGCAGAGGAUCAGCGACCAGGCCCAGGCUGAGCGAGCCAGGAAGGAGCUGCUGGAGCUGGAGGCUCUCAGUGCUGCGGUGGAGAGCACAGGAGCCGCUACCGCUGAAGCUCAGUCUCGUGCCGAGGCGGCUCGUAUUCACGGCGAGGCGGCGGUCAACGAGGCCAAACUGAAGGCCGAGGCUCAGAGCAUCGAGGCGGAGGCGGAGCUUCAGCGCCUAGCGAAGGCCCGUGAGCAGGAGCUGAGCUACAAGCGGCAGAUGGACAGUCUGGACGUGGACAAGCAGAAGAACCUGGCUCACAUUGAGAGUCAGCGCUUCAGUCAACUGGUGGAGAGUCUGGGCAGCGACACGCUGAAGGAGAUAGCCAGAGCCGGGCCCGAGCUGCAGGUGAAGAUGCUGCAGGCUCUGGGCCUGAAGUCGACUCUCAUCACGGACGGGUCGUCUCCCAUUAACCUGUUCACCACCGCCAACGGCCUGCUGGGGGCGCUGUCGGGUCAGGGGGCGGGGCAGUGAGAAGACAGGAAGAGGAGGAGGAGGGGAGGAGGGGAAUAGAAGUAAACCUCAACAGAUUCUCGUCUUUCUGAAGGCCGACUUAAGCGUUCUUGACAUUUAGAUCACGACUCUCUGUUAGCGCUGUUAGCUUCUAGCUCAGCCAACCAAAACACUCCGAAUGUUGCAUGUUUCCCCUUUUUAAAGCAAAUCAAUGUGCCUUUUUCAUUUAAAGCUGCUCUUGAUGGGUUUGUUAAAUGUCAGAUCCCACAAAGUGCAUCUUAAUCUCUCUGAAAACUGUGUUAAACUGACACUGAAGUUAUAAAUGAAAUGAAAUGUUUAACUGACAAAGAAUAUAAUCUAAAGCCGGGGUCCAGCUGUGAGAACGUGAGCCAAGCGGCUCCUUCCCACACGACCAGGUUUGCACUUUUCUCUCUUCAAAAGAAGAACCAGAGGUUUACUUGAAGACAUCUUAUUGUGAAGAAGAAACGUUCCUAAAACAAAUGUCUCGUUCGAGUCGUAGAAGCUGACAGCCAAAGAUUCCUGUUUUCUGCUUCUUGACCUGCACGGUCCAGAAGACGUUUAUCACAUCCUGUCUGUCCUUCUCUGUCUGAUGUUUCUACUUAAAGAACAUUAUAUCCUG
Messenger RNA from Pungitius pungitius (ninespine stickleback), 3381 nucleotides. It is a transcript of the gene mvp, whose product is annotated as major vault protein. The transcript has 17 exons. Gene Ontology annotation, cellular component: cytoplasm; nucleus. The coding region runs from base 132 to 2762 and encodes 876 amino acids. The record is from RefSeq and is a predicted model, not a curated record. Gene Ontology annotation, molecular function: protein binding. Lineage: Eukaryota; Metazoa; Chordata; Actinopteri; Perciformes; Gasterosteidae.